AUGGCCUCCUCAAAACUCAAUCAAGGACAAUACUACAUAGAAUGCGACAUUUGUAAUAAUCCUAUAAACUUCAAAUGCAAAAGAUGUUUUGUGAACCUAUGCACCACAUGUGUAGGACCACACCUGCUUUCCAAAUCAGAAAAUGGACAUAAUGUUGUAAAAUAUAAUGAACAAAGCAAUCCGGAGGUUGGAGAGUGCCUUGUCCAUCCCCAGCAACAGUGUUGCUCUUUUUGCAAAACAUGUGAUAUUCCUGUCUGUGUCCUGUGUUUAACAAUCAAGCACAAAGAACAUGACACUUGCGAAUUAUCCGAGAAAGUCGGCAUAUUAUCUGAUUUUAUCACGGAAAAAAACAAACAGCUACAGUCCAUGCGAUCAAAAUUUGAAACAGUUCUUGCUCAUAUCAUUGCAAGAUCGGCGGUACUCCCACAAGUAUACAAACAGACAAAAAGCAACGUUUCUUCCUUUGCCAGAGAGAGGCAUCAGGAUAUUGAUAAAACAGAGAAGGCAAUGCACAAAGACCUAGAUCAUAUGCAAGAAAAACACUCUGAUGAAUUAUUAAAGAAGAAGCGAGAAUUUGAAAAAAUCGAAAAGAAAUUUAAAAGCCUAAAACAAAAAGUUUUCAGCUUAGCAAAAUCCAAAGAUGUUUCUGGUUUAAUGAAACUUAAGCUUGAAAUUGAAAAUCAACAAGUACCAACUUUCAUAGAAGAAAUACGCCCGGCAUUCUUUCAACCUUGCAUGAUGAAUGAAAGUUUAACAUCAUCGUACUUAGGUCACAUAGAGACAAUUGCAUCGCACAGGUUAACUAUUGACAACCUGACACAAGGAGAUAAACUCUCAUCACAGCUCUCAGUACUAGAUGUACCUAUAGUUCUGUCUACCAUUGACACAGGGUUUCCAGCUAAUAAAACAAACAAUAACCGCCUUUAUGCCGUGGUUCCCAUCAGUGACGACAGAUUCUGGGCAGGAGGAGAAAGUAAAGAGGUCAAGUUGUUUGAUGUCCAAGGACGUCUUCAAGACACUCUCAUCAAAAACGAUAUAGGAUUACACUUGACUCAUCUUAAUGAAAACGUCGUGUACAUCGAUUAUACUAAAAAGUCUGUCAAUAGUUUAAAAGAAAGUAUAGAUCAUACGUGUUUCUUUAUCGGAGAGUGGGAUUCUUAUGGCAUUGCCUGCACCGGGGCAGGGGACCUCCUUGUCUGUCUCUACAAGACAGACAAAACAGACUCCAAAAUUGUAAGAUACAGCAGUUCCGGUGACGUGCUGCAAGAAAUCCAGUACGAUUCCCAGUACCAGCCUCUGUUUAAAAGAGCAGUUUACGCUGUGGAGAAUGGAAACGGCGACAUUUGUGUAGCUGACUGGGAUAAAAAUGCCGUCACAGUUGUUGACAAUCUCGGAAUAUUCAGGUUCUCUUACACAGGGAACAAAGCAACCAAGGAUGAAAUUAGAUAUUGCUCCCUGACAACAGACAGCAUGCAUCACAUCAUCAUCAAUGACUUCCUUCACCACAAGAUUCACAUGCUGGACAGGGACGGUCGAUUCCUGAGGUACAUCAUUCCUGAUCAAGGGAUAAAGAAUCCGCGUGCCGUGUGUGUCAUUAGGGAGGGGGAGUUAUUGGUGGGGGAGUGUAUAACGGGAAUAAUCAAGAGAAUAAAGUACCUAGCCUAA
This is a messenger RNA of Saccostrea cuccullata (small rock oyster), 1665 nucleotides long. RefSeq lists its product as uncharacterized. The coding region runs from base 1 to 1665 and encodes 554 amino acids. The record is from RefSeq and is a predicted model, not a curated record. Lineage: Eukaryota; Metazoa; Mollusca; Bivalvia; Ostreida; Ostreidae. The transcript has a single exon. Gene Ontology annotation, molecular function: zinc ion binding.